Cottoperca gobio is the source of this 4475-nucleotide messenger RNA. It is a transcript of the gene wbp1lb, whose product is annotated as WW domain binding protein 1-like b. The transcript is spliced from 4 exons. The coding region runs from base 896 to 2029 and encodes 377 amino acids. The record is from RefSeq and is a predicted model, not a curated record. NCBI's taxonomy places the organism in Eukaryota, Metazoa, Chordata, Actinopteri, Perciformes, Bovichtidae.
CAAUCCGCCUUUAAUCUGGUAGUAUAGCAUAACAGAGGUGAAUUGUUAACUGUUUGGAUGUGAGACAGAGGAAUCUAGUCUGUGCAGAUUCUACACUGUCUGUUUCAGAAGGAUAAAAGUUACACAUUUGUUCAGGUUAAGCUGUCUGCUCUUUGUUCCUGCUUCACAAUUGACUUUGCAGAAUGACAUGCGUGUUAAAGAUUAGAUGGAGCACCUUUUCUCUACGGAGGUCUGUUUACGAAACCCCGCUUCAGUACUCUGCUAUCUUUAUGCAGCGCAGGCUGAAGACCCAAACAAACUAGAUGAUUAUCUGUAUUGAAUUGCAAAAAGGGCUGAGCCUGCCAAGUGGGGAGCAUAUGGUGCAGAGUCAGUGAAAACAGCUGAAGUUAUCCGAGACAAAGUGGAGGAACAGAACAUUAUGUGUUUAUUACACAGACAAUUAAAUCCCUUCAUGUUCGGGCUGUUUUCUUUUGGGUUUGUAAUGUCAUGUUGAUAAGGUUGAAAGAACUGUUGAGAAAUGACUAAUCUUUCGUGUUCGAGGUUGUGGCCACAUUUAAUAUCAGCAGUUUGGAUUGUGCUGAUCCGGUGUGUGACGAAUCAUUCCUGCGUUACCGCUCUGCGUCUGGCUCUCUCUGUGCUUUUUCUUGCUGUUCUCUCCAGGCCUCACACACCUCUCAGCGCCCUGUAUGCCUUAUUAUCAUGCCCAGCUAGGAGCUCGCCCUCUGCUGCUGCUGCGCGUGCGUGUGUGCGUGUGUGCGUGUGUGCGUGUGUGUGUGCGUGUGAUAGAGAGGGAGGCAGGGAGAGGGAGUGAGAGUAUGUUUGACUUCUUUUGUGGGAUAAUGACCCGUGAGGUUGGAGGGACUUGUCUGGGAUUUUUGGACCCUGCAUCAUCAUCAUGCAUCGCAAUCUGGGACCUUCACUGAGCCUACUGCACUGUGAAGGUGUGAACAACCAGAGCUACAGCUGUGAGUCCGGACACUGCUGCGGGGAGUCUCAGUGCUGCAGCUACUACUAUGAGCUCUGGUGGUUUUGGUUGGUGUGGGCGAUCAUCUUCAUUUUGAGCUGCUGCUGCGUGUGUCACCAUCGCCGCACCAAACAACGUCUGCAGCAGCAACAACGGCAGCACGAGAUCAACCUCAUCGCUUACCGCGAAGCACACAACUACCCCUCUGUGCCCUUCUUCUUCAGGUUUCUGCCAAACUACCUCCUGCCGGACUAUGAAGAGGUGGUCAACAGGCCUCCGACUCCUCCCCCUCCCUACAGUGCCUUACACACAGGCCCAUCCUCAGUGGCUACUAGCCCACUGGCUCCUGAGCUGCAGGAGGGACACUGUCAAACCAUCCAGCCCACUCCGGUGCCCCCGGUCUCUGACAGUCUGUGUUGCAGACCCCGCACAGAGGAACCACAACCCCCCACCUUAGACUUGAGGCCAAAGCCUGACAACAAGCCCCUGCAGACAGCACAAGAGUCCGGCGUGAUUCUGCUGUCCGAUGGGCUCAAUAGGGAGGGACUUACCAGCCAGGAGAAAAGAAGUGGAAGCGGGGACGACUCCUGUAAGGACCCCCUGCUGAAGGAGCCGUCGGAGGGUUCCUCUGAGGACAAAGAUCGGCUCCCCAACGGACGGAGGAGGCGAUUCACAGGGGACUCUGGGAUUGAGGUGUGUGUGUGCGGCACGCGAGGGAGCAGCAGUUUUAGUGGAGCUGGAGGGACAGGCCAGGAAGACAAGAAGUUGAGGGAGCUAGAGAGCCUGCUGGGGCACGAGGGAGUAGACGAGGAGGAGGAGGAGGAGGAGGAGGAGGAGGAGGAGGAGGCGGGCGACUUCUGCGACAGCUGCAACCAUCAAACCUCCUUCGGUGCAGAGGAGGAGCAGGCGCCGGGCGGGCUGGAGAGGCGGGUCGCACGUGGGCCUCCUCAGCCGGCUAACCAGACAAGCAGCGCCGCACUCCACCCUCCAGUGUGCCUCCUCCUGCACACCAUCAACGAGCAGGAGGGGCCGCACCUCAGCACCAGCACUGAGCCGCAGGGCUGAAACACACCUGCGUCUCGUAGAGGGAAGAGACAGAGCAUGGAGGCAUUUGCUUUUGUACCUGAGCAAGUGUUUUAUGUCUAAAUACUGAGUGUGAGUAUUUCUAUGAAUGUGUGCAUCUUAGAUAAAAGCAGGUGUGGGAGCAGGAGGUGGAAUCUCAGCUAAAUAUGAAGAAUAUAAACUGAGAAGGUCAUAAAUCUAAGACAGCCUGCUCCUCCCCACACUGGAACAGUGGCCUUAACCUGUGUAUUUGUGUUGUGUUUGGGCAGUCCAAGCCCUUUAACAAGCCUGUGGCAAAUUGAGACUUCUCACUCUGCACACACACAGUCCUUUAGUUGUUCUUCUGAUGCAUCAUAAGCUAAUGACACACAGUCAAAGCCUUGAUAGCUGUGAUGUCAGGAAAGGACAAACGGCAGGAACAUUUUGGAUGAGUGCAAUGUGGAUAUAACACAGUGAGUGCUUAUGCAAACUGAUACUGUACAGGGACGCUAGAACAAGGCUGUGUGGGACGUCCCGUCAGACUCAUACUUCUUAAGUGCUUCUUUUUUUUUUGCGAUUUAAAAGCCGCUCUGCCUUGUGCGUGUUUGUGUUGCUUCUCUAUCUGCCCCAGCUAGUGAUAGAGAAGUAUAAGUGCAUUUACAAAUCUUCAUGUGAGCAGUUCCUAUUUUGCACAAAGUGUAUUUAAAUGAAGUUUUUUAGCUAAAACAAAUCAAAACAGAAAAUGCUUUCCGUCUUAAAUUGCAGUACGUGAUUUAGUGUCUUAGGGUUUUGGUGCAACAUCUGUAAGAAAUGGAACUAUGUGGAUUGUUAGUCGGGAGUGCGACAGAUCUACUUUGUUCACAAUCAUUUAAAUUAUAUAUGUUUUAAUGUUUGUAGUUUGUGCCUACCACCCCCCCCCCCCCAAAAAAAAAAAAAAAAUGGAGAACUUUGAUGAACAAUGAUGAGUUUCACUGAAGCUGAGAGACAAUGAGGAAGCAGAUACCAAACCCCAGAGAAGAAUAUUAAGCUUCUUAGAGAUUACAAAUGAGAUGGGCAACGUCAGACCUCAAACCUUUGUGUCAUUCAUUUCAGCAGAUUGCCACGUUUCACCAGCUAUAACAACAUGUUCACUCUUUGCAUUGGAUUUUCAUAGUAGCACAAUUUCACCAUGUUAUAGCCUUGGUGUUUAUUAAUUAAACAUUCAUAGCAGCUUCCUGAAGGGUCUAUCAGGGUGUGAUUUUCACCAAAAUAUGGCUUGUUAACAGUUUUUUUUUUACUAAUGGAUGAGGUUGUCAAUAUAAUGCAUUGUGUUGUUCAAUUUGAGAGAGAAAAGGCUCCUUAUAAAUACAAAUAUUAUAUAAUGAUAUAUAUUUUGUAUAUUCAGUUUUAGUUCAUUAAUUUAGUUUACAUACAAAAGCAAAGAAUCAGUUAAGGUAAUAAAAUAAGUUUGGUAGUUGUCCUUGGUUAUUCUUAAUAUCUGAAUAUCUAUAAACACAAGUUCGCAUCACAGGAUAUUUUUUUAUGAUGGACAAACUGUUAACAACAAGUUAACAAGCAAUAUUCAUAAUGCUGCUACUGCGGAUAAAAAGACCACAUAGUUCUAUUAUAUGUAUCUUCUAUGUAAUGCCUUGAAGAGCCUGAAUGUUUUAAAUCUAAAUCUUACAGGAGCUGUAAUAAAGAUGAUUGGUGAUGAAUGGGCCAUCAAAAAUGCCAAACUUUUACAAAUUAAGUGAAAUUUUACUUUGCCCACUCUCUGAGAUGUGGUGAUGCUACCUGUCAUUGUGUCUUUGGAGCACCCUCAACCAUGCACACAGCGCAAUGUCUGCAAAGCACAAAUGUUUUAAAUCACAGAUUUCUAUAUAUACCCUAAAACAAUCUAACAGAAGAUGUCUCUCAAAGCUUCUAGCACAAGUUCAAUUGUAACGUGAUCUUUCUGUAUUAGCAGUAAGAUGAUUGUAUCUUACCCAUGAAUACCUGAACACUCUAAAGUGCUGUAUAUGUUAAUGCUUUUUGUGAGCUACAAAGUGAUAUUGUGUGAUUGUGGUACAUGUAGUACCAAGACGAGCUAUUUUUCAUAUCAGCUGAAAUCCUUUAAAUAAAAAUUAUUGUAACUGUAUAAAAGAUGUAGAACCACUUUAUAUAUGAAAAUGUGUAUAAUAUUCUGUAACAUGUUUGUGAACCAAAUAGUUGCUUUCAUAAUUUUUAUGAAAUCAUUAGCUUUAUUGUUAUGGACAGAUAUUUGUGUUUCUCAUUAUUGGUAUUAUUUUGUUGUGUGCAGGGUACGUUUUGACUAACAAUACAAUAGAUAACAAGAUCAGGGGCAUCUUGCCAAAGACACGUUUUAUUUCCUAAGUGUGUGUGUAAGGUAGUUUUGCACGUAUUCUUUGAAUGUUCUGAUCAUAAGCCAUUUAUUACAACAAACACGAUGGAUGUAUGUUUAAUAAAACAUGCCUUUUUAAAUUCAAGCUGA